AUGAACCCCAAGACCGCCUCAGAUCUUCCCACUGGAUACACUCUUCGCACCGGCUACCCUUCGAUCCCACAAUAUCUUCACCUUCGGUCCGUGGCGGGGCUUUCUCCCAAGACACCGUCCCAGGCGGCUGCGAUUCCCUCAGGAAGCUGGUUCGGCUGCUAUAUCACCUUCGACGUGGAAAAUGAAGAAACACAACUGGUCGCCAUGGGUAGGAUCAUUGGAGACGGUGGCUGGUAUUUCCACAUCGCCGACAUGGCUGUCCAUCCUGACCACCAGAGGAAGGGCCUCGGAGAUUCGGUUUUGAAGGCCCUGCUACAGCAAAUCCACCAGGAGGCACCCCCAGACGGCAAGCCUUAUAUCUCCCUGAUGGCAGAUGAACCCGGGCGGAGAUUGUACUAUAAGAAUGGCUUCGUGGAGUCGGCGCCACAUUCAUUGGGCAUGGUUCUCAAAUCCUAA
This is a messenger RNA of Penicillium lagena, 456 nucleotides long. Its product is annotated as GNAT family N-acetyltransferase. The transcript has a single exon. Gene Ontology annotation, molecular function: monosaccharide binding; glucosamine 6-phosphate N-acetyltransferase activity. The record is from RefSeq and is a predicted model, not a curated record. Gene Ontology annotation, biological process: UDP-N-acetylglucosamine biosynthetic process. The coding region runs from base 1 to 456 and encodes 151 amino acids. Gene Ontology annotation, cellular component: endoplasmic reticulum-Golgi intermediate compartment; endoplasmic reticulum; Golgi apparatus. Lineage: Eukaryota; Fungi; Ascomycota; Eurotiomycetes; Eurotiales; Aspergillaceae.